Molecule: messenger RNA, 3995 nt
Organism: Tachysurus fulvidraco (yellow catfish)
Lineage: Eukaryota; Metazoa; Chordata; Actinopteri; Siluriformes; Bagridae
Gene: ubb
Product: ubiquitin B
Exons: 3
Coding region: 162-1997 (611 amino acids)
Biological process (GO): modification-dependent protein catabolic process; protein ubiquitination
Cellular component (GO): cytoplasm; nucleus
Molecular function (GO): protein tag activity; ubiquitin protein ligase binding
Source: RefSeq, a predicted model, not a curated record
UCACUGGGCGCAGUGUUUAUAUAUAGAGCGACCGGCACAGUUUUCCCGCAGUAGAACAGCUAGCAGCAGCGGUAUAAACGGCAUCAGUAUAAACGGCAGCGGUAUAAACAGCAGAAAAAGAAGUAUUUUUCGCGGUGUGUUUUGUUCAUCGAAGUAUAAAAAUGCAGAUCUUUGUGAAAACCCUUACUGGCAAGACCAUCACCCUUGAGGUUGAGCCAAGUGACACCAUCGAGAAUGUCAAGGCCAAGAUCCAGGACAAAGAAGGCAUUCCCCCAGACCAGCAGAGGCUGAUCUUUGCUGGAAAACAGCUGGAAGAUGGCCGCACCCUGUCUGACUACAACAUCCAAAAGGAGUCCACCCUCCACCUGGUGCUCCGCCUGAGGGGUGGCAUGCAGAUCUUUGUGAAAACCCUUACUGGCAAGACCAUCACCCUCGAGGUUGAACCAAGUGACACCAUCGAGAAUGUCAAGGCCAAGAUCCAGGACAAAGAAGGCAUUCCCCCAGACCAGCAGAGGCUGAUCUUCGCUGGAAAACAGCUGGAAGAUGGCCGCACCCUGUCUGACUACAAUAUCCAAAAGGAGUCCACCCUCCACCUGGUCCUCCGCCUCCGGGGUGGCAUGCAGAUCUUUGUGAAAACCCUUACUGGCAAGACCAUCACCCUUGAGGUUGAACCAAGUGACACCAUCGAGAAUGUCAAGGCCAAGAUCCAGGACAAAGAAGGCAUUCCCCCAGACCAGCAGAGGCUGAUCUUUGCUGGAAAACAGCUGGAAGAUGGCCGCACCCUGUCUGACUACAACAUCCAAAAGGAGUCCACCCUCCACCUGGUGCUCCGCCUGAGGGGUGGCAUGCAGAUCUUUGUGAAAACCCUUACUGGCAAGACCAUCACCCUCGAGGUUGAACCAAGUGACACCAUCGAGAAUGUCAAGGCCAAGAUCCAGGACAAAGAAGGCAUUCCCCCAGACCAGCAGAGGCUGAUCUUCGCUGGAAAACAGCUGGAAGAUGGCCGCACCCUGUCUGACUACAAUAUCCAAAAGGAGUCCACCCUCCACCUGGUCCUCCGCCUCCGGGGUGGCAUGCAGAUCUUUGUGAAAACCCUUACUGGCAAGACCAUCACCCUCGAGGUUGAACCAAGUGACACCAUCGAGAAUGUCAAGGCCAAGAUCCAGGACAAAGAAGGCAUUCCCCCAGACCAGCAGAGGCUGAUCUUUGCUGGAAAACAGCUGGAAGAUGGCCGCACCCUGUCUGACUACAACAUCCAAAAGGAGUCCACCCUCCACCUGGUCCUCCGCCUCCGGGGUGGCAUGCAGAUCUUUGUGAAAACCCUUACUGGCAAGACCAUCACCCUCGAGGUUGAACCAAGUGACACCAUCGAGAAUGUCAAGGCCAAGAUCCAGGACAAAGAAGGCAUUCCCCCAGACCAGCAGAGGCUGAUCUUUGCUGGAAAACAGCUGGAAGAUGGCCGCACCCUGUCUGACUACAACAUCCAAAAGGAGUCCACCCUCCACCUGGUCCUCCGCCUCAGGGGUGGCAUGCAGAUCUUUGUGAAAACCCUUACUGGCAAGACCAUCACCCUCGAGGUUGAACCAAGUGACACCAUCGAGAAUGUCAAGGCCAAGAUCCAGGACAAAGAAGGCAUUCCCCCAGACCAGCAGAGGCUGAUCUUUGCUGGAAAACAGCUGGAAGAUGGCCGCACGCUGUCUGACUACAAUAUCCAAAAGGAGUCCACCCUCCACCUGGUGCUCCGCCUGAGGGGUGGCAUGCAGAUCUUUGUGAAAACCCUUACUGGCAAGACCAUCACCCUCGAGGUUGAACCAAGUGACACCAUCGAGAAUGUCAAGGCCAAGAUCCAGGACAAAGAAGGCAUUCCCCCAGACCAGCAGAGGCUGAUCUUUGCUGGAAAACAGCUGGAAGAUGGCCGCACCCUGUCUGACUACAACAUCCAAAAGGAGUCCACCCUCCACCUGGUCCUCCGCCUCAGGGAUCGAAAGAGCUCAUAGAUCUCUCGGCUCUGCCUCGGGAGCAAACCGCGCUCAACGAAGUGUUCUGGACCGCUUCUUACCUUAUGCGGAUAAGGAGAUAAUACUGAAAGCAGCACGGAAAAAAACGCAACAUCAGCCAUGAAGGGUCGCAGCUGGGUUUCUUUCAGGACGUUUCUACUGAGGCGGGAGUCGGGACGUCGGAAACGUCGGGAGUUCGACGAUGUCAGGAGACCCGUGAGGCUUCGCUUAUCCUGCUAAACUUCGCUUUUUUCCUCUCAGCGGACGUCACGGAGUUUCUUAAGGCUUUAGAGCAGGGGUGUCAAACUCCAAGUCACAGUGGGUCAAAAUAUAAAACAGAGAUAAAGUCACAGGGCAAACUGAAUAUUUAUUGAAAAAUUAACUGCAACGGAUAUGUAAUGUUCAACCUUUUUCAUAUGGAAACAAACUUUAGUUUUGCUUAAAUACAGGAUUUGGAACAACCAGAGCUUGAUGUUACAAACACAUAAGAAAUUAAAUUUGAAAUAAAAGACACAUCAGAGGUGUUCAUUUCACAAACUUUGACCAUACACUUUUUGACAAACUCCCUCAUUAAAGGGCCGGGCAGAUUUUGCUGUAUCUAAGCUGAAACUUGUUUCUCAGCACACUCUAGUAGCCUAUCUUACUGUAUUGACUUUUAGUAACCCAAGGAUUUCUUGGGUUCUGUAUGUUUUUUGUGUUUUGAAAUGCAAAAACUUCCUUGGUCGGUUCUACACAUGUUUCAGAUUUAAUACUUUUGGAUAUUCUAUGACUAUGCACAAUACAGCCAGGUUUGUCACAUGGAAUGUUAAAGGGUUAGGACAUGUGAUUAAGAGGAGAAAGAUACUAACCUAUCUUAAAAAGCAGAAAACUACAAUUGCCAUGCUUCAAGAGACACAUUUAUCCGAUUCGGAACAUUUAAAACUAAAACAAGAUUGGGUAGUGCGGAUAUUUUUUUUUAACCUGUACAGCAAAUUCCUGGAAGAGGGGCACAAUUAUUUUAAUUAGUAAACACUUUGUCUUUAUUUUAGAUCAACAGAUUAACGACCCGGAUGGAAGAUAUGUUUUAAUUACAGGUAAAGCAUAUGGUCAACCUAUUGUCAUACUGAAUGUUUAUGCUCUGAAUGAAGACUCCCUUGAAUUCAUGUCUAAAACCAUACUUUUGUGCACUGUAAGGGCUUGGGAGUUUGCGCCGGGGAUUUUAACUGUGUUAUGGACCAAAAAAUGGAUAAGUCUACUUUAGACUCAGCCACUAAUCUUAGAUCGUUCCUGGUCAUUAGAGAACUUUGCAAUGAGUCUGGCAUUAUCGAUGUCUGGAGAGAAUUUAACAGGGGGAGUAAAGAGUACACUUUUUACUCUAACCCCCACAGAUCCUAUUCAGGAUUAGACUACAUUCUGCUUCAUACCCAAUAUCUUCACUUUAUUUAGAGAUUUCUACAAAACGUUAUAUAAAUCGCAAGUCACGGCUAAACAAUUUGAUAUUACCAUUUUUUUAGACGGAAUCCCUCUUAUGACUAUUUCUGAAGAUGAUAGAGUAUUUUUGGAUUCACCCCUGCCACCGGAAGAAAUCUUCAGUGCAAUCCAAUCUAUGCCCUCUAACUAAUCUCCAGACCCUGAGUUUUACAAAAAGUUUUGGCCAGAACUCUCUCCUAUCUUAAUGCCCGGUCUCCAAGAUUUACUAGACCAUGGAGUGGCCCCCAAGUCGAAAAAAAAAAGUACCCAGAUCCACCAUGAGCUAGUUUUCUGGUUGAAUUGUGCCACCUGCUGUUUGCUCUUAUUCGGUGCAUUUAUUUUGCCUUCAUGUCCUGUCAGAAUUUGAGCUGCUGGCAUAAAAGUGGAGCAUGAACAAAAAUUUCAUGGGAAUUUAGCGGGAACUUCAGAAACUACUUUAAUACCCAGAGGUUUCCAACUUGAAACUGAACUGUGGCCUCUUGUUAUAAUGUAAGAAAUGAUCAUUUUAAUGAUUAUAAAUAAAUAAAACUUUAUUUAAGUAGCCUUCGA